Messenger RNA from Syngnathus typhle (broad-nosed pipefish), 2106 nucleotides. RefSeq names its product coiled-coil domain containing 77 (gene ccdc77). The transcript has 11 exons. Gene Ontology annotation, cellular component: centrosome. NCBI's taxonomy places the organism in Eukaryota, Metazoa, Chordata, Actinopteri, Syngnathiformes, Syngnathidae. The record is from RefSeq and is a predicted model, not a curated record. Bases 600 to 1976 code for a protein of 458 amino acids.
AGACGAAGAGGCGUAAAGUUCCGGCUUUCAAACAGUUACAAUCGCAACGAACACAACAAACACAACAAACAACUGCGGGGUAUGUGAAAUGUUGAGUAAUGUGUUAUUAUGACUCCUAAUAAUCAAGAUGCCUUUUUAGUACAGAAUUAUUUUGUUGAACACGUACUCAGUGUAGACGAUCACUUUCUGCAAACAGUGACAUACUCCUUAUUUACAUUCAUACCGUUAAAGUCAAAACAACUCUGCUAAAUCAGUAUGUCUGUGAGAUGAUUACACGUAGUGUUCUUCAUUUAAAUAUUCUAUAAUAUUGUAUCAAAGUAGAGCAUUUCAAAAGUCCCGCAUUGAACGAUGAACGCCUCUUUGUUCAUAGAAUUGAACGUUUCAUUUUAUGCGUUCGGAAUCAUUUUAAUUUGUGCUUAUUAAUUCGAAUAUCAUAAUAUAUAAUGUAAUGUUAUGGUUAGUAUACAAUGUAAAAAACGAUAUAGUACUGUAUAAAUAUAAGAUUGCUGCCCUGCCAUUGGCUGGCGACCAGCCCAAAGUGUCCUCGCCUCUUGGUCCAAGUCAGCUGGGGAUCCUUUUACUGUGGGCAAACGUCUGGUAUGGAGUCAAACUCCCCAAUUCCCCCCAUCAAUGAGCGGGUGGGGCACCUCCGUCCCUCCAAGGAAUAUUUGGAGGGCUACAAGAAGAAGAUUGCCCAUUUUGAUGGAGAGCAUGGGCAGCUGCUGAAGAUACUGGAGAAGUACAAGAGCAUCAUAGAGGACCAGCACAAGCUCCAGAGUGACUUGCGGCAGCGUGAAGGAGAGCUUGCAGAACUUAAGAAUGCGUUGAGUGACAUGGAGGUGUACCUCUUCCAAGAAAAAGAACAGUCACUCCGGCUUCAUGCGGAAAACGACAGACUAAAAAUCAGAGAGCUGGAGGACAGAGAAAAAAUCCAGCACCUUCUUUCGCUGGUAGGUGCUGAUGAUGGAGAGACAACAUAUUUUCUGCGGGAGCCUCCUCACAAGGUGGUGAUCAAACAGAAGAUGCAGCAGUCGGGGGAAAAUUUAAAUCUCAGGCCAACAAAGUUGAAACUCAACGUAACCAGAAAAGGGGGCAUCAAGAAAGGAAACCUCACAGAUUCGGAAACUAGCCAUAUUUUAGAAAAAUAUAAGACGCACAACCAUACUUUAAUACUACAGGUGGAAGCGCUGCAUGCUCAGAUGGAGGAACAAACCCGACUAGCCAGAGAACAGGUUGAUUCACUCCAGGAGGACCGAAAGAUGAAAAUACAGGAGGCACUGGCCGAAAGGCAGAGAUUUGAGUCCCACAUCAAAUGUUUGACAGAAAAGCUACAGCGAGCCCAGAACCUGCUCUACGAGAGCACCAAAGAUUAUUUAAAACUCAAAUAUGAAACAAAGACUCAAGAGAAAAAAUGGAUGAUUGAGAGGGACCGCAUCCUCUGGGAUUUGAACGGUCCCAAAAAAUCUAUGUCUACUAGUAUGUCACGGCAAGCCGCUAGCGGCGACAAUGCUCAAACUGACUUCAGGCAGAAUUAUAAGGGGGACAUGAAGGCAAUGCAGGAGGAGGUAAAGCAAGCCAACCGUUUGGCAGAGAUGUACAGGGAACAGUGUGUCAAACUGGAAUCAGAACUGGCCCAAGGCAGAGAGGAGACCGAGGCUGGGCAACAAAUUUUUAAGGAUCGUGCGGAAAAAUUGUCCGAACGUCUUAAACUGACGACUCAGCGUCAUGAAGCACUGGCAAAGAGGAGGACCUUGGAGGUAGAGGGCUUCAAGACAGACCUCAGACAACUUCGACAAAAACUCAAAGAUGUCGAAAAACAGCUUGUUCAGGUAUUGUCUAAUGGUUGGCCCAACCAGGAUUUAGCUAUGCUGCAAGAGGUCCGAGAGAGCAAUACGCGGACCAAGAAAGUCCAGAGUGAUCUGAUGAAAUUAAAGGCCAAGAUUUAUGGACUAGAAAAUGAGCUAAGAUUUUGCUGAGGAGUGGCUCACAUUGGUUUUUUUUAUUGAUACCUUAAACAACUUUAUGAGCUUUACGCAAGUGAUGUGCCUUGUAUUGUUUAUUAGUACAACUUAUUUUGUGCCAAUAAAUGUUUUUUUUAAUUCAUAA